This is a messenger RNA of Drosophila montana, 717 nucleotides long. RefSeq names its product Mediator complex subunit 22 (gene MED22). The transcript has 3 exons. Bases 133 to 564 code for a protein of 143 amino acids. The record is from RefSeq and is a predicted model, not a curated record. Gene Ontology annotation, biological process: regulation of transcription by RNA polymerase II. Gene Ontology annotation, molecular function: transcription coregulator activity. Lineage: Eukaryota; Metazoa; Arthropoda; Insecta; Diptera; Drosophilidae. Gene Ontology annotation, cellular component: mediator complex.
UUGGUAGCCAAAACCGCGGCAAAGACCACAAAUAAAUUAUAAAUAAAGCGAAAUAAAUUUAAUAACAAACUGUUAAUUAAAAAAAAACUAUAGCCCUGCAGCAGCCGUGUGGUUGAUUGCUGCGCUCACCAAAUGGCAAGCAGCUCACGGACCACUAUACUGCCGCAAUCGAAAGAGGCGCUGCUGAAGUCCUACAAUGCGCGCCUCAAAGAUGAUGUGCGCAGCAUGUUGGAAAACUUUGAAGAAAUACUGAAGCUGGCGCGGCGCGAAAGUCACAGUCAAAUUUCAAAGAUAACACAGUGCGAGCAGGAUGCACUAGAGAUGCAAGUGAGAGCCGCCAAUAUGGUACGAGCUGGUGAAUCGCUGAUGAAGCUAGUUGCAGAUCUCAAGCAAUAUCUUAUACUCAAUGACUUUCAUUCGGUGAAUGAGGCAAUCACAAACAACUCACAGCUGUUUCGGGCCACGCAAAUUGAGUGCGACAAAAAGUUGAUGAAGCUGCGCGACGAGAUGGCCAUGGACCUGUACGAUCUGGAGGAGGAGUACUACACUAGCAUAUUUAAAUAGCUCUUAAUUAGAAUAUAGUUAGCUACACAUCUUUAUAUAUAUAUAUGUAUAUAUAUUAUACAUGUAUGUAUAUGUAUAUGUAUAUGUGUAUACCUUGUGUAUAUGUAUGUAGAGAUUAUGAAAGAAUGAAAAUGCAUGCAUGAUUAAUGAAAA